CUGGAGUGUCGAGAGCACAUCGUCAAUGUUUCUAAUCUCUAUCUCGGUAGGUUAACGCGAAUUCCUCAGUACCUCCAAGUGUCAAAAAUCCUUCAUCUCCACCUCCAGUGUCUCCCCGUGUCAAACCCGUUGAAAAAAAAAAACAAUAAAUCAAAUAACUCCGGGGCAUUUCCAAAUCGUUAAAAAUGUUCUCCGGCUUAACGAAUCAAGUGUCCAAUUGGAUGGGAAAGAAGGGCGAGGAGGGGGGCGAAUUGACAGAGGAAAAAAUUGCAUCACCGUCGGCGGAGACUGAGCUGGACCUGGAGAAAAAAGACAACAGCCCAACAAAGGGCAGUAAAUUGGAGAUGCUCGCCGGUGUUAAAUCCCAAAUGACCGGUUGGCUUAGUGGUGGAAUACCCGGUCUAAGUGGCCGUACUGGUGCUGAAGAGGGUGGUGAAGUUGGACAAACACCGGCUGAGGCAAACGAGAGUCAAACAUCGCGGGAAAGCGUACAGGGCUCAUCGCCUGAUAACGUAAAAGACGAUGACGCAAGCAGGUGGGUUGCAGGUGCGACUGGCGGUGCUGACAGCGGUCCAGCUAGUCUCGAGGGUACACCAACGGAGGACAAAGACGGACAGCAAGCGUUUGGGGCUGUUUCGACGAAAGCAUUGGCUGGUGCUAAGAGCUUCGGUGGCUUUCUAUACAGUGCUGUCAACAAAGCCGGAAAAACUGUCGUCGAGGCGAGUGUGAAGAUCAAGAAGACCGUCGAGGAAAACAGACUGAUAGCUGAAUUGAAUAAGGAGCAGGAAGCCUUUAUCGCUGGAAAGACCAAUGAAAAGGGUGAGGCAGUUGCCCCGUGGGUUGGAGCUCCCAACGAGGAUGCGUUGCGUGAGGAAUGCCUGGCCCUUUCAACCGAUCGCCGCAAUUUCGUGAGAGCACCACCACCUGGAGUUGAAUUCGAGUGGGACUUUGAGGCUAUUCAGCCAAUGGCACAAGCUACACUCGCCUUAGAUCCUAAUCUCGAGACAAUGAGGUUCGAGCUAGUACCCAAAGUUAUAACUGAGGAGAACUUCUGGCGCAAUUACUUCUACAGAGUAUCCCUCCUACGUCAGAGCCAUGAAUUGAACACCCUGGCAAGCCAAGCGGAGAGUAAUCCCAAUCAAAGUUUGACAUCCACCGGCAGCAUCGAUCAUACCCAAGCUCGAGUAGAAAGUACCAAGGAAACCAUUCAAGAUGAUAAAAAAUCAGCGAGUAGUGGUGUCCAUGAAUUUGUAUCUGACAGUGUGAGGGCUUCAGAUACCGAUAUCGAGGAGGUCAGGGUGGGAAUGGAAAAGCUUGGUAUGAAGCCGAAGAAAGCCUAAGAAGAGGAGAGUCCCGUGUACCAUUAUCCAAAGAACACCCUCCUAGAUAACAUUCGUUUGUAGUCAACGAGACAUGAAUUAUCAGAUGACAAAAUUCAAAUAUUUCAGUUUUAUUUUCACUAUUUUAUUCCGACAAUAUCAAUUGUUCAUUUUAAUUUCAUUGUAUUGGUCAUAAACACACAACAUUCGUCAUCAGAUCCCUUAUAAUUAUUAUAAAAUAUAAGAUAAUUAGGAUUGAGGGGGGAGAGAUUGUCAUGGCGAUAAAUUUUAGACGAUUCGAUUGUUCAUUGAGUCGCUGAAAGUUCUAGUAUUUAUUAUCAUUAUUAUCAUAGUCUUCAGCGGGGGCUGGACAUGUUGCGGGAGGUGAAUUAAUAUGAAAUAAUAUCUAGAUGAAUUUAGUUAAUGAUGAAAGAAAAAAUAGUAGAGAAAAUCAGAUAGCAUGAGCAACUGAGGGGGACAUUUCAAUUAUUAAUUAAACCGUUUGUGUAAUUGAUCAAUGAUGAAAACCACGCGAUUAUAACAAUUCAAUUGACGAAUAACAAUUUGACUAUUUGUCUGUCUGUUUGUCCGUCGUUUGUCUGUUCGUCUGUCUUCGUCGAGAAACAUUUAAAGAAAAUGAAAAUUAAGAAAAAUGAAUUAAUAAAGGAUUAAUAAUACUUUAUCUCCAAACUUCGUUCUCUUCGUGUUGUACAAUUGUAAGUAAAUAAUGAUGAAAUAUAUGAUAUUAUGAACGAUUAUCUCGAUGAUUGGAGUGAGCAUUAGCAGACGUUUAUAGGUACUAAAUUAUAUUUGUUGGAUGACAAUACGUGGUUUAUGGGGAGUUAUUUGAACAAGGAAUGUUUUUAAUGAGAUUAUUGAGAAGAGUUUGAUAUUCACAGCCAAAUGCGGAAAUUCCUAUUAUUUGUUGUCGGUUAUUUCUUGAUUUUUCACACGCGUUUGGCUGCUGGAGAAUUUGAAGAUUCAGUGGGUAAAAUUAGAGGGGAAAUAAUUCGGUAUAAAUAUGUGAAUAAGACGAGUAAUUAAUAAUCGAUGGGUUGCGUAGGGGUCGAUAUGACAUUUCCAAUUUCAAUGGUUGAUGAAAAAAAUUCAAUAGAUUUUGAUUUUUUAAUGAGAAACAAAAAAUACAGUGGGAAAAUACAAAAAUUUA
Molecule: messenger RNA, 2487 nt
Organism: Diachasma alloeum
Lineage: Eukaryota; Metazoa; Arthropoda; Insecta; Hymenoptera; Braconidae
Gene: Sap47
Product: synapse-associated protein of 47 kDa
Exons: 9
Coding region: 186-1340 (384 amino acids)
Cellular component (GO): cytoplasm; synapse
Source: RefSeq, a predicted model, not a curated record